AUGUCUGCGAGCCCUUCGUCCACCGCUGGUGGCGACACCAAGCCAUCAGAUCAAAUUCACUUCAAAUUCUGCCGCGAAUGCUCCAACCUGCUCUACCCCAAGGAGGAUCGGGUCAACAACCAGUUGAUGUUUACGUGCCGCACCUGCCAUGUCGGCGAGCCUGCUUCCUCUCACUGUGUCUACCAAAACCACCUCCAUAGCCAAGUCGGUGAUACUGCUGGUGUCACUCAGGAUGUGACGUCUGAUCCUACGGUUUGUGCUCCUGGUUUUUGUACCCUAUGCGGUGAUUUGAUUACUUGUUCUAUUUGCGGUCCCAACCCGAACGAGGAUCUCUUUGGGGAUGCACCGCCUGUGGGUGAUAGCCUGGAGUCCUCUGAAGUCGAGCCCCGGGCGUCUACCCCAGCUCUGUAA
Penicillium expansum is the source of this 411-nucleotide messenger RNA. RefSeq names its product DNA-directed RNA polymerase II core subunit RPB9. Bases 1 to 411 code for a protein of 136 amino acids. The record is from RefSeq and is a predicted model, not a curated record. Gene Ontology annotation, molecular function: DNA-directed RNA polymerase activity. Lineage: Eukaryota; Fungi; Ascomycota; Eurotiomycetes; Eurotiales; Aspergillaceae. Gene Ontology annotation, biological process: transcription initiation at RNA polymerase II promoter; DNA-templated transcription; maintenance of transcriptional fidelity during transcription elongation by RNA polymerase II. The transcript has 2 exons. Gene Ontology annotation, cellular component: RNA polymerase II, core complex.